Molecule: messenger RNA, 1778 nt
Organism: Vicia villosa (hairy vetch)
Lineage: Eukaryota; Viridiplantae; Streptophyta; Magnoliopsida; Fabales; Fabaceae
Product: fucosyltransferase 2-like
Exons: 2
Coding region: 1-1713 (570 amino acids)
Biological process (GO): cell wall biogenesis; xyloglucan biosynthetic process
Cellular component (GO): membrane; Golgi apparatus
Molecular function (GO): galactoside 2-alpha-L-fucosyltransferase activity
Source: RefSeq, a predicted model, not a curated record
AUGCUGCAGAUUUCCAAGAAAUUCACACCAUUCUUUAUUGUAUUCUUCAUAGCAUUUUCUGUUGUUCUCAUCAUGCACUCAAAAUCAAGUUUCUUUCUCUUUGAGGUGUUUACAAGUGACAAGAUGCAAUUUGUUGGAGAAAAUAAAAAUGCUCACAACAUUAAAAAUGUUACAACCAAUGGAGGAACAGUUCAGAACAUAUCUGUUCACAACUUCAAAGGAGCCUAUAACAAUGUCGAAAAUAACACCGCGUCAAAGGUGGAAGAAAAGUUUGAAAAUGGCUCAUUGAUAAGUUCCACAAAUAACAUAGAGAAAUUUCUUGAUGGACUUCUAGAUUCUAGAUUUGAUGAACCAUCAUGCAUGAGUAGGUAUCAUUCUCACUUAUACCGCAAAGCUUCGUCUCAUAAACCUUCUUCAUAUUUAAUAUCGAAACUACGAAACUAUGAAGAAAUUCAUAGAAGGUGUGGACCUAAUAGUAAAGCUUACCACAGAAGCAUGACAAAGAUUUUACAUUCCAAGAGCAUUAAAGAUGAUGCUGCUAUGUGCAAAUAUCUUAUUUGGAAACCAGCUAAUGGUUUAGGGAACCAAAUGGUUAGCAUGGUUGCGACAUUUCUAUAUGCUCUCCUCACAAAUCGAGUGAUGCUCGUAAGUUUCGGGAAAGACAAACAAGGUCUAUUUUGCGAACCGUUUCUGAAUUCCACUUGGCUAUUACCAGAAAACUCUCCAUUUUGGAAUGAAAAUCAUGUUGAAACAUAUCAAAGCAUGAUAGAGAAGGAAAAAGCUAACAAUAAUUCAAAUCUGGAUUUGCCUUCAGCACUUUUUCUCAAUCUACAAUACCAAAAAAAAAUUCAUGAGAAGUUUUUUCAUUGUGAUGAUAGUCAAGCUCUUCUCGUUAGGGUUCCUUUGUUGAUUUUGCGAUCAGAUCAAUACUUUGCACCUUCUCUUUUCAUAACGCCUUUUUUCAACAACGAACUUGAGAAAAUGUUCGUUGAAAAAGACACAGUUUUUCACCAUUUGGGACGCUACCUCUUCCACCCUUCAAAUUCAGCAUGGAGACUAAUCACAAAUAUCUAUCAAAAACACUUGGCUAAAGCAGAUGAGAAAAUAGGCCUUCAGAUAAGAGUUUAUAAGCCUACCGCAACUCCACAGCAAGUAAUUAUGAAUCUAGUUUUAAAUUGCACACUAGAAAAUAAGCUUCUUCCAAAAGUACUUGAUAUAAAAAGUUCAUUCUCUUCUAUUGGCAAAGACAGAGUGAUUAAGAAGGUAGUUCUUGUGGCGUCUUUAAAUCCACAAUACGGUGAGAAUUUAAAGACGAUGUAUAUGAAUAAAUCAACAACGGUUACAGGUCAAGUAAUAGAAUUUUUUCAACCAAGUCAUGAAGAGCAGCAAAAAUUUUAUGAUAAUGAGCAUAAUAUGAAGGCUUGGGUUGAUAUGUACUUGCUAAGUUUAUCUGAUAUAUUGGUUACUACUUCUUUGUCUACUUUUGGAUAUGUUGCUCAAGGUUUGGGAAACUUGAGGCCUUGGAUUCUUUAUAAGGUAGUAACCAAUAAAACUCAUUAUCCAGCUUGUGAAAGAGAGUUCUCAAUGGAACCUUGUUAUCAUUCUCCUCCUAAGCAUUUUUGUAGUGGUAAGCCUAUAAUUGAAUUUUCUUCUUCUUUUCUCUAUAUGAGGGAAUGUAAGGAUUAUGGUUUUGGUGUAAAGCUUGUUAAUUAAUGGUUUUAAAUAGUUAGAGAUGUUUCAUGGCUAUGUACUACUCUUUUAGAUUUAUUAUGCAAAAU